CGGCUGACUCAAUGCCUUGAUUGGAUUUCGCCCGCGGGUGCCGUCAAGUGUUUGAGAACCGGUUUUUCGAAAUUAUGUCAAAAAUUAAUGUCAAGGCAGACAUCCGUCGUCCCGAACGACGCACUCUUGAAAUGAAAUUCUUACUUUUUUGUGUUUUUUAUUUGUCGACCGCCGCCGCCGCUCUUCGGUUGCGAAGAGCAGCGUAUGAUUUGCCGCCAAACGCUCAGGACAUCACAGGAUUGUCGACAAUUCGAAAGACAUUUAAAUGUGAAAAAGACGGCUAUUUUGCGGACACAGACAACGAAUGCAAACUGUUCCACAUCUGCGCGACGCCUUCCGGACAAAAGUCAACUCCAAAUCAAGAAACAAUGUUUUGUCCGAAAGAACAACGUUUCGAUCAAUCGAAGCAGAAGUGCGUCGUUUCGGACGACGCCAUUCCUUGUUCCGCUUCCAAAGAGUUCUUCUAUUUGAAUGACAGAAUCGGAACAACUAAUUCCGCAUUUCUCGGACCACAAGAACGCGAUAUGGCGGCCGCCGCCCGUCCCGACUACCGCGCGCGCGCCAAACUCGUAAAAAGCAAUAAAAGCCGAAAUCCUUGA
Oppia nitens is the source of this 599-nucleotide messenger RNA. RefSeq lists its product as uncharacterized. Bases 75 to 599 code for a protein of 174 amino acids. The record is from RefSeq and is a predicted model, not a curated record. The transcript is spliced from 3 exons. Gene Ontology annotation, cellular component: extracellular region. Gene Ontology annotation, molecular function: chitin binding. Lineage: Eukaryota; Metazoa; Arthropoda; Arachnida; Sarcoptiformes; Oppiidae.